CGAAAGCACCAUGAGUGCCGCGUCGCACCACGACGCGGCGGUCCUGAGGCAGUCGUUCGCCAAGUACGACGCGGAUGGCUCGGGUUCGAUCGACGUCCGCGAGCUGCGCGCCUUGAUGCACGACGUGACCGGGGAGGAGCCAACGGACGAGGAGACGGCGGAGUUCUCACGCGCCGUGGACAUCGACGGCGACGGUGCGCUGUCCUUCGAUGAGUUCAAAGCCAUCUACACCAAAGUCAAGAGCGGCGAGCUCGCGUUCGGCGGUCUGCAACUCGCCAUGGACGCGUUCGACACGCUGGUCGCCGCGGAACCCGACGGCAGCAGCGACAGCGAGGCCGAGGCCGAGCCGGAGCCCGCCGCCGAGGCGGCGCCAGCGCGCGUGCCGUCCGCGGACCGCGCGCCGGCGGCGGACCGGCCGGCGGCCCCGGCCGAGGCGAAGAUGAAGCCGAAGCGGAAAAAGGAUAUCACGGGGGGCGACAUCGAGGCGCCGGCGCCGGAGGCCCCGCCGAGUAGCGCCUGGGUGUGCCUGCGCACCUGGUUCGGCUGCCUCUGCGGGUCGACGGUGCUCUACAGCCGCGACGCGUUGAAGCGCGCCGUGCGCAACGGCUGUCCCUGCCUGCAUCCACGGGUCGAGCAGGCCGUCGUGUGCCUGGCGCUGCCGCCGCUCUGGAUCUGGAUGGGCAUCCGGCUGCUCCUGCUGCCGUGCCUGUACGCGUACGGCGGGCGCUGCCUCGGCGCGUUGUUUCGCUUCUUCUACGAGGGCUUUGAGCGCUUAAUGAGCCGCUGCGGCUGCAACUGCGACAUCCGGUACCACGACCCGUUCUUUUCCUGCCGGGACGGACCGCUGUCCGGCUUCACGGAUUCGGAGGGCGGCGACGUCGCCGAGGACGUCGUCUGGCUGCGACCGCACCAGAUCUGGGGCAAGGAGGGCGAGGAAGGAUCGCUCUUCGAGAACGGCGUCUCGCCCGACGACAUCGACCAGGGGAGCCUCGGCGACUGCUGGCUGCUGGCGGCGUUCGCGUCGGCGGCGGAGUUCCCCGGCGUCGUCCGCCGCGCGUUCCUGACGACGGAGGCGAACUGGCGCGGCCGCUACGCCGUCACGCUCUGGGACGGCCACAAGCGCCAGUGGACGAAGAUCGUCGUCGACGACCGGAUCCCGUGCAAGGCGGGCACGACGACGCCCGUCUUCUGCCGGCCGGCCGGCAAAGAGCUCUGGGUGGUCCUCCUCGAGAAGGCGUUCGCCAAGUUCGUCGGCGGCUACCCGAACCUCGCCGGGGGCUUUAGCAUCUGGGCGCUCCAGGCGCUGACCGGCGACGACGCCUACACGCUGAGCCGCGACAGCGCGAAGGACGCCGCGCGCCCGUGGUACCGCGUCGACAUGAAGCACGCGCCGACGGCCGAGAACCCGCGCGCCGUCAAGUGGCUCCACCACCUCGGCGCCGACGGCGAGACCGAGCGCUUCGCCGACGACCUGCUCUUCGACAUGCUCCUCAAGUACGACCGCCUCGGCUUCAUCAUGAACGCGUCGACGUGCUUCUCCGGCCGCAAGGACGGCCUCGUCGGCGGCCACGCCUACUCGCUCAUCGCCGCGAAGCGCGUCAAGGUCAAGGGAUCGGACCCCGUCCGCCUGCUCCAGCUCCGGAACCCGUGGGGCAAUUUCGAGUGGACCGGCCGCUGGUCCGACGCCUCGGCCGAGUGGACGACGCACAAAAAGGUGGCCAAGGCGUGCGGCGUCGACCCCGGGAAGCCGAGCGACGACGGCGUCUUCUGGAUGGCGUACGAAGAUUUCCUCGCGUACUUCGACUCGAUCGACGUCCUCAAGCGGACCGAGGACCUCCACGACAUCUACCUCGACACGCACGAGGACAUGAAACCGCGCGUCUUCGGGCCGCUCCGCGGCUGCGUCGUCGGCCUCUGCCGCUACUUUGUCGCCUGCCAGGGCGUGCGGAAGCUCUGCUGCGGCCGCGCCCCGACGGGCGACGACACCGUCGAGGUCGACCAAAAGCGGCUACACUGCUGCGGCCGCCAGUGGUGCUAA
Pelagomonas calceolata is the source of this 2038-nucleotide messenger RNA. NCBI's taxonomy places the organism in Eukaryota, Pelagophyceae, Pelagomonadales, Pelagomonadaceae. The record is from the annotation of a GenBank genome assembly.